AUGCCCGCCACCUUCAUCCCAUACCAUCCCUCCCGUCCGCCUUCACGAGCCGUCUCGAUCGUCGACGGAGCUCCCAACCUUCCGCCUCCCUCAGACGCGCCGCCCUUCUACUUCGACCGACCAUCGUCACGCGCCGACCACUCUCCCUCGCGCUCGUGGUCUCCAACCCGCAUCUCGCUCGACUAUACCGUACCACCCUCCUACAACGCUCCCUACGAACCUGCCGACAUCAACGGGAGCCCAAGACCUGGCUCCCCAUCUAGCAAAUAUGGUGGCAGCUCGAAAAGACCGCUCCCGCCGGCCCCGUUGUUUGCCGGUGUGCGUCCUAACUCUUCGGACGGCGACAAAGACCUCUCUGAUAUGACAGCCAUACCGAUAGAUGGCGACGACGACCCCUUCACCGACGACGAGCGACCAGAUCUACUCAAGACCGACUCGAUUCUUUCCGACUCGACAUACAAUGAGGAUGAUUACGAUGAGAAGGGCGACUAUGCACCAGCACCUGACGGAAAGCAAGAACGUCGUGGUGCUCGGCCUGCUGUCAUGUCCAGGAAAGAGGUCAAACUUAUCAAUGGCGAACUGAUUCUCGAAUGCAAAAUUCCCACCAUUUUGUAUUCAUUCUUGCCGCGUCGCGACGAUAUCGAGUUCACGCAUAUGCGUUACACGGCCGUCACAUGCGAUCCCAACGAGUUCGUCGAGCGUGGCUACAAGCUCCGUCAGCAAAUCGGGAACACCACGCGUGAGACCGAGCUUCUCAUCUGUGUCACCAUGUACAACGAAAACGAACUCGACUUCACUCGUACCAUGCACGGCGUUAUGCGCAAUGUGGCCCAUUUCUGCAGCCGACAGAAGUCUAGAACAUGGGGCAAGGAUGGAUGGAAGAAGGUAGUCAUCUGCAUCAUCGCUGACGGCCGCAAAAAGGUCCAUCCUCGAACUCUGGACGCUCUUGCUGCCAUGGGAGUGUAUCAGGACGGCAUUGCAAAGAACUCGGUUAAUCAGCGCGAAGUCACUGGACACGUCUACGAGUAUACCACGCAGGUGUCUCUUGACCCGGACCUCAAGUUCAAAGGAGCUGAGAAGGGCAUUGUACCUUGCCAGAUGAUUUUCUGCAUGAAGGAGAAGAAUGCAAAGAAACUCAACAGCCAUCGUUGGUUCUUCAAUGCAUUUGGACAAGCUUUGAAACCAAAUGUCUGCAUUUUGCUAGAUGUUGGUACACGACCUGGAGACACAUCGCUAUAUCACCUUUGGAAAGCCUUCGACAACGAUUCUAAUGUCGCUGGUGCUGCUGGCGAGAUCAAAGCUGGCAAAGGAAAGAAUUGGCUUGGCCUCUUCAAUCCGCUUGUGGCGUCUCAAAACUUCGAGUACAAGAUGUCAAACAUCCUGGACAAACCUCUCGAGUCUGUCUUCGGCUACAUCACUGUCUUGCCGGGUGCGUUGAGUGCUUACCGCUUCCAUGCCCUUCAAAACGAUGAGACUGGGCAUGGGCCUCUCAGUCAAUACUUCAAGGGCGAGACCCUACACGGUCAAGAUGCGGAUGUUUUCACCGCCAACAUGUACCUUGCUGAGGAUCGUAUUCUCUGUUGGGAACUGGUCGCCAAGCGCAACGAAUCGUGGGUGUUAAAAUACGUGAGGCAAGCCACUGGCGAGACCGAUGUACCAGACGCUGUCCCCGAGUUCAUCUCCCAGCGCCGAAGAUGGCUGAAUGGUGCCUUCUUUGCUGCAGUCUAUUCUCUUCUUCAUUUCAAGCAAAUCUGGACCACAUCGCAUUCCCCCAUCCGCAAAGCUCUACUCCACGUCGAAUUCAUCUAUCAGUUCAUUCAACUCACAUUUACCUGGUUCUCUCUCGGCAACUUCUAUCUAACUUUCUACUUUGUCGCCGGUUCUCUUUCGGAUCCAAAGAUUGAUCCUACCGGAGCAAAGGUCAAUCUCUGCAAAUAUGUAUUCACCGUACUACGCUAUGCUUGCGUCCUGACCAUCGCAAUGAACUUCAUCUUGAGUAUGGGCAACCGACCCCAAGGAUCAAAGAAGAUGUUCCUCGGGUCGAUGGUCGUUUACGGAAUCGUCAUGGCUUACACAACUUUUGCUUCGAUUUGGAUUGUGGUCAAGGAAUUCAGUGGAGGCAAUAUGCAGAUCGGCAACAACCUCUUCACGAAUUUCAUCGUCAGCACUCUCAGCACCAUAGGACUCUACUUCCUGAUGUCCUUCCUCUACAUGGAUCCUUGGCACAUGUUCACCAGUUCUGCGCAGUACUUUGGCAUGCUUCCCAGCUACAUCUGUACCCUCCAGAUAUUCGCGUUCUGUAACGCCCAUGAUAUCUCUUGGGGAACCAAGGGUGACAACACUGUCAGCACCGAUCUGGGAGCUGCUAAGGCCUCCAAGGGUGGUACUGUCGAACUUGAGAUGCCAAGUGAGCAGCUGGAUAUCGACAGUGGCUAUGACACUGCUCUUCGCAAUCUACGUGACCGCGUUGAAGUCAUAGAACCACCUCCUAGCGCAGCACAACAGCAAGAAGAUUACUACCGUGGUGUCAGAACGUACAUGGUGACGAUUUGGAUGUCCACCAAUGCUAUUCUUGCCAUGGCUGUCAGUGGAGCGUAUGGUGAGACCGGUAUUGCCAACAACGUCUAUCUCAAGUUUAUCUUGUGGGCCGUUGCUGUCUUGGCUCUGUUUCGUGCCAUUGGCUCUUCGACUUUCCUCUUCAUCAAUGCUGUCCACUCCAUCCUAGAAGGCAAGCUGAAGUUUAGCGAUCGCAGCUCCACGGGUAGUAAGACUACCUCAAGAAGACGAUACGGUUGGCGCAGUAAGAUUCCGUCCUUCAGCUUCCUCAAUGGCACCGGUACCUGGAUUGGUGAAAAGGCUGGAAAUGCUACUGUGGGGGUCAAGAGACUUUUCCACAAAUGA
Aureobasidium subglaciale EXF-2481 is the source of this 2901-nucleotide messenger RNA. RefSeq names its product glycosyltransferase family 2 protein. The transcript has 2 exons. The record is from RefSeq and is a predicted model, not a curated record. Bases 1 to 2901 code for a protein of 966 amino acids. Lineage: Eukaryota; Fungi; Ascomycota; Dothideomycetes; Dothideales; Saccotheciaceae. Gene Ontology annotation, cellular component: cell periphery; cell septum. Gene Ontology annotation, molecular function: chitin synthase activity.